AUGAUUUCGCAGCUCGGGGAGCGGGCGCGGAUUGUUGUCGAUUUUUUCGUCAUCCUCGACGCCGUCAUUAUGAAAUGGGUGGAGACGUUAAUGUGGUUCGCCCCGCUCGGGAUUACGUGUCUAAUUUGUGGAAACCUGCUCGAGCUUGAUGAUCUGAGCGACACGGCGGCAGUACUGAUGAUGUAUGUGGCGACGGUGAUGGCUGGCUUCAUCCUGCACACGGUCGUCAUCAUGCCCACCCUCUACUUCUUGGUCACAAGAAAGAACCCGUUGGCCAUUGUGCGGGGCAUGCUGCAGGCCAUCGUCACCGCCUUCGGCACGGCUAGCGGGGGCGCCACGCUGCCGAUGUCGAUGCAGUGUCUCGAGGACAAUUGCGGAAUCGACCGAUGGAAAUGCCCUGUACGAAGCGGUGGCCGUCAUCUUCAUCGCGCAGCUCAACAACAAGGAGCUAGUUUUGCCGAGGUGAUCACGGUCAGUAUCACGGCCACCGUAGCGUCGAUCGGUUUGGGUUCGGUGCCGGCCGGGCUCGUCUCCAUUCUCCUCAUCUUGAACACGGUCGGGCUGCCGGCCAAGGACGUAUCACUGCUCAUUACGGUGGAUUGGCUGCUGGAUCGUGUCCGGACUGCUGUCAACGUAAUUGGAGAUGGAUUUGCGUCGGGUGUUGUGGCGCACUUGCUACGGACGCGACUCGAAAAAUCGGACAAUCGCAACGAGUUUCGCGCCGGCAUCAAGGAGGAGAUUGAGCUCCUCAAGUCCGCCGCGCAAAGCCAGCAGCCAAGCCGGCGCUCGAGCGCAUGGAGCGAAUUUUCCGGCAAUGCGUACUUCCCGGCCAAGUCGUCGUUCUCGGGGUUGCCGUCAAGGGUCGUCUCCAGAAGGCCGUCAACGAUCGAACAGCUGAGGUGGAGAAGUCCGUUGCUCUACCCGCCACUUCGCAAUGAAAUGAUC
Messenger RNA from Mesorhabditis spiculigera, 945 nucleotides. The record is from the annotation of a GenBank genome assembly. NCBI's taxonomy places the organism in Eukaryota, Metazoa, Nematoda, Chromadorea, Rhabditida, Rhabditidae.